CAUUUUCCAUUUUUAACAAAAAAAAUUUGUAUUUACCCAUGAUUUCGUGACCACUGGCUUUGAUUUCAAUAUGAAGUUGUUUGGCAGACACAGUUUUUUCCGCGGGAAAUCCUUGAUGGAGCUCACAGCUCAGCUAAAGAAUCCUAAAGGUCGAGUCGUGACUCGAGUAACAUUUGAGAGAUAUCCUGAAAAAAGCUACUAUAUUUUAUCUCAUGUGGAGCAUGGAUACCAUGGGAAAAAUUUGACUGGUGUGGCAUGGGGCACAAAGGUUUUCAGAGGGAACAAGUACCCAAAGUUAAUGAGAAUUGAUGCAGGGGGGAAAAGGGAUUGGCGACUUAUUCCAAAAGAGGAAGAGGAGGAGUUUUGUAAGAUUGACAAAGUGCAUGAACCAAAUAUUAAAGUAGAGGACAUUGAUACACGAUUACCUCCAGUGAUGGAAAUGGUGUUAAAAAGGAAUUUCAAGCAAAGAAAUGUAGCAUUUGAAGGUACUCCUAACCUAAAGGGAUUUAUUAACCUUAACAGUGAUUUAAUGAAAAGAAUUGAAUAUUACAAUGCACAGACAGACUGUUCAUCACAAGAAAAAACGUCUUGACGACCCAGAAUUUUAAUUCUUGCAUUGCAAAAUAAUGUAUUUACAAGAAAUGCAAUUGUAUCUUAUGAAUAAAAUUGUAUAUAAGACCACAGAAUGCUAAUUUUAAUGUGUUUGAUGUGAAGUAACUCUUCUGUAUUACAAAUUCAUACUUAAUAAAACAUACAGUCAUGUUGAUUA
This is a messenger RNA of Saccostrea cuccullata (small rock oyster), 769 nucleotides long. Its product is annotated as small ribosomal subunit protein mS34-like. The record is from RefSeq and is a predicted model, not a curated record. Lineage: Eukaryota; Metazoa; Mollusca; Bivalvia; Ostreida; Ostreidae. The transcript has 3 exons. Gene Ontology annotation, molecular function: structural constituent of ribosome. The coding region runs from base 71 to 592 and encodes 173 amino acids. Gene Ontology annotation, cellular component: mitochondrion; mitochondrial small ribosomal subunit. Gene Ontology annotation, biological process: mitochondrial translation.